This is a messenger RNA of Funneliformis geosporum, 696 nucleotides long. Lineage: Eukaryota; Fungi; Glomeromycota; Glomeromycetes; Glomerales; Glomeraceae. The record is from the annotation of a GenBank genome assembly.
AUGGCAAAUGAUACAUUAGCUCCAUGUGACGGGUAUCUCACUCCUGUAACUCCUGAAGCAUUAAGUGGUGCUAAACCAUUUCAUUACAGCCUUAAUAUUAAAGAUCCUGAUAAAAUGGGUUUAUAUAAAUGUUCUUGUACUGCUAAAUUUUAUGAUUAUGUUGCUGGUUGUACCACAUGUUUCCAAGGUCCAGGAGUUAAUGUUACAGUAGAUUCUUUUGAAACCUUUGCGGGAUAUUGUCUCAAUGCAGGCUAUGAUGUUAAUGACCCAUCAAAACAGCCCGCAACUCCGCCUAAAACGUCAGCUAAAGCUCCACCAUCACCAACACCAUCACCAAAACAAAAUCCAACAACACCUCCACCACCUUCCUCUAAAAAAAGUUGUAAUACUCCUAAUGAUCCUUGUAUUGCUGUCAAUGAAACAUUGACAAUUUGUGGCGGAGUUUUUAGUCCACCAUUCAAAUCCACAAGUUCUGGAAGUUAUGGUGUCGAUGAUCCAAAGUUGGCGCCUUGCAUGUGUAACGAUAAAUUCUAUCAACAACUAAAAAAUUGCACAAUGUGUUUUGCUACUCCAACGAAUAAUAUUACUGUUGUACCGCUUGAUAAAUUUAAAGAAGAAUGUAGUAAAUUAGGCGUCACUUAUGGAGCAACACUCUUUGGUAUUUUCUUGGGCUGGGCUUCUGCUAACAUGAUAUAA